AUGCAGCUGCCGCCGGUCACCCACAAGAAGCAGCACCAGGUUCUGCUGCAGCAUUCGUUGCUGUUGCUGCUGUUGCUGCUGCUGCUCCUGCCGGGGUCCAGCUGUUCAGCGCUUGCGCACCACAUCAAGACGAGGCGGGGGAUUGAUGUUCCGGCUUUCCUCCUAAGCCAUCCGUCCUCUCUAAGCUGCAGCAGCAGCAGCACCGGGUGCUGCUUUGGCGAGGGAGGUUUCGAGUGUGCAGCGCAGCAGCAGCACCAACGCGGUUCCUUGCAUAAUCAGGCCUGCUGUGGCAGAAGCAGCAGAAGCAGCAAUGACCGCCGCCCUUCAGGAGAGACCAGGCUGUGGGUACGAAAGUUUUUGAAUCUGCGGGACCCGGAGGAGCCAAGACCAGAUGUGGAGGAGGUAGCGUGGAAGGACAUGAAACCCAAGUUUUUGAAUCUGCGGGACCCGGAGGAGCCAAGACCAGAUGUGGAGGAGGUGGCGUGGAAGGACAUGAAACCCAAGGUGGAGGUGUUGGCGCUGAAAGUGGGUAUGACUUCUCUCUUCGCCUCUGACGGCACUACUGAGGCCGCCACUUUGCUGCAGGUCAUCCCGGCCACUAUCGUGCAGUUCCUAGAAUACGGAAAAGCCCUCGUCGCAUUUGAGGACCCCCUACACAACCACCGUUUUCUGCGGCGGUCUGUUCUGGGGGUACUGCAGCGUGUCGGGAGCAGCGGGAGCGCCACGAGCACGGCAGGGGCGCGCAGCAGUGGCAGCUGCGGCAGCAGCACAAUGGCUGCAGUGUACGCACAGCCUGCAGCAGACUACGUCCUGGGGCAGAUUAUUGAUGCCUCCGCUCUGGUGGGUGCGGCCCGCGUCACCAUCAAAGGCCGCCCCAAGAAGAAGGGAUUCGAAGGCGUCAUGCAGAGGCACGGAUUCAAGGGGGGCCCUGCAACGCACGGUUCGAAGCACCACCGGGGCCCCGGGUCUGUGGGUGCGGGUACCGACCCCGGGCGGGUGUUGCCCGGGACACGGAUGGCAGGGAGGGACCCGAAGCAGAGUAGCACCGUCAGAGAUUUGUUGCUGCUGGGGUUCAACCUGAAGACCAAUUCGCUGCUGGUUAAAGGCGCAGUACCUGGGCACCCAGGAAAAACAAUUGUAAAAGUCCUGUGGGACAGAGCGAGAGAGCAGGAGAAAGAGCUGCGGCAGCGACUCAAGAAGGCUGCAGCAGACGAAUUCGUCGAACAGAAAAAGGGAAGGCCAACGGGAUAG
Molecule: messenger RNA, 1251 nt
Organism: Eimeria mitis
Lineage: Eukaryota; Apicomplexa; Conoidasida; Eucoccidiorida; Eimeriidae
Product: 50S ribosomal protein L3, putative
Exons: 6
Coding region: 1-1251 (416 amino acids)
Biological process (GO): translation
Cellular component (GO): ribosome
Molecular function (GO): structural constituent of ribosome
Source: RefSeq, a predicted model, not a curated record